Molecule: messenger RNA, 3250 nt
Organism: Nanorana parkeri
Lineage: Eukaryota; Metazoa; Chordata; Amphibia; Anura; Dicroglossidae
Gene: ZRANB3
Product: zinc finger RANBP2-type containing 3
Exons: 19
Coding region: 65-3139 (1024 amino acids)
Biological process (GO): DNA repair; replication fork processing
Cellular component (GO): nuclear replication fork
Molecular function (GO): zinc ion binding; ATP-dependent chromatin remodeler activity; ATP binding
Source: RefSeq, a predicted model, not a curated record
CAGAAAUGAAUGGCCCCUUCUUAUCGUCGUGCCAUCCUCACUGAAAUAUCCGUGGAUUGAAGAAAUGGAGAAGUGGAUUCCAGAGCUGGGCCCAGAAGACAUUUCAGUCAUUGAGAACAAGGCUGAUGUUGGGAGAAUAGCGUCUUGCAAAGUGACAGUUUUGGGGUACGGCUUGCUGACUUCCGACGCCACCACGCUGAUAAACGCUCUCUACAAACAGCACUUCAGAGUGGUUUUAGUGGACGAGUCACACUACAUGAAGUCUCGUAAUGCGUCUCGCAGCAAACUUCUCCUGCCGAUUGUUCAGAGAGCGACAAGAGCACUCCUGCUCACCGGGACGCCGGCGCUUGGAAGACCCGAAGAGCUUUACAUGCAGAUCGAUGCGCUUUUCCCCAGACGAUUUGGAACUUGGACGGAAUACGCCAAGAAAUAUUGUAACGCGCAUGUCAGGUACUUCGGAAACAGGACUCAAUGGGAUUACCGAGGAGCCUCCAAUUUAGAGGACUUACACCAACGAUUAAGUAGUAUUAUGAUCAGGCGAUUAAAGAAUGAGGUUUUAACCCAGCUACCUCCUAAAAUCAGACAGCGCAUCCCGUUCGACCUGCCGAAAGAUGUAGCCAAGGAAAUGAACACCAGCUUUGAAGAAUGGGAGAAACUGAUGAGAUAUCCCGAAUCAAUGGCUUCAGAUACCUCCAACCCGUUCUUUCAAGUCAUGGGGCUCAUCACACGCAUGUUUAAGCAAACUGCACUAGCUAAGGCUGGGGCCGUGAAGGAUUACGUUAAAAUGAUGCUGGAGAAUGACAAGCUGAAGUUCUUGGUGUUUGCGCACCAUCUCUCCAUGCUGCAGGCCUGCACAGAGGCUGCCAUAGAGAACAAGGCUCGUUAUAUCCGGAUUGAUGGCAGCGUCCCAUCAUCGGAAAGAAUACACCUUGUGCACCAGUUUCAGAAUGACCCAGACACGAGGGUGGCUAUACUGAGCAUCCAGGCUGCUGGGCAGGGACUGACGUUCACAGCUGCCACUCACGUUGUUUUUGCUGAGCUCUACUGGGACCCCGGCCACAUAAAGCAAGCCGAAGAUCGAGCCCACCGCAUCGGACAGAGUAACUCCGUGCACAUUCAUUAUCUGAUCGCCAAAGGGACCCUUGACACUCUGAUGUGGGGGAUGCUGAACAGAAAGGCAAAGGUUACGGGUAGCACCCUAAAUGGGAAGAAGGAAAAAAUCCAUGCUGAAGAGGACAACAAGGAAAAGUGGGGCUUCUUAAGUUUUGCCAAGUCGUGGACCCCGAAUGAAGACUUGGAUGACCUGAAAGACCAGAUACUCUUUACGCAUUUUGAAAAAGAGAAACAACAUGACAUCCGGACCUUCUUCUCACCCAAACCUGAUUCUGACAAAAAACGCAAGAGGACAGAGGAAGAUCCAGAGAUUUCGGUGCUACAUGAGGAACAAGAAGAGGAGUCUGCUGUGCAGGAAGUGUCCAAUGUGGGUGCAGAAGUUUCAGGAGACAUCAGUGAGGUGAUAGACGUGGAUGCACUAUUUACAGAUGAAGAUUUUGAACAAGAAGCCAAGCGUUUCAGGCCCACAAGUACACUGACUCCCAAAUCCACCCCAAAGACUCCGCGUGUGGGGAAGAGAAAGUCCUGGAGUGGAAAACCUUCUGCUUUGUUCUCUUCGCCUAAAACACGGGGUCUUUCUGAAGGUACCACGCUCACACCCCCGAGGCCUGCACUCUCUGAGAAACAUUGGGACUGUCCGAGUUGCACCUACACCAAUAAUGUCUUGCUGCCUUACUGUGAGAUAUGUGAAAGUCCCAGGAGCAAACAAUGUGAGAAAGUUACUUCAAGUCGGAGGGGGUGGGUAGGUGGGUGCGUUCAAGAGGAGAAGGAAAAUCAAAGUCAGAGUGAUGGGGAUAAUGAGCCUGUCGACUGUGCUCGGCAGGAGUCGCCCCCCGCUCCAUCGAGCGACUUACAGGGGGAUCAUUUACUAAACACUCAAAACAAGAACUCGGAAGGCCACCCCGGGGAGGACUCAACAGCCACCGAACCAGAGCAUUGUCACAGCUCCACUGCCUUUCCAGCGUAUGAUGGAUUAAUGUUCUGUGCCAGUAGGCACACGGACCGCAUCUAUUUAUAUAGCAAGGAUGGAGAACCACUGAACUGUAAUUUCAUUCCUUUGGAUAUUAAAUUGGAAAACUGGGAUGACUUACCCGAAGCAAUGCAGCAGAAACCAAACAGAUCCUUGGUUCUGAGGUUCGUCAGAGAAUGGAACAGUUUGACAGCCAUGAAGCAGCGUGUAAUCCGGAAGAGCGGUCUGAUCUUUACCAGCCCUGUCCUGGCCGUGGGUGAGAUCUCCAAACAGCAGUCAGCGCACGUCAGCACCAAGAGGUACCUGACCAAAGAGGAUGUUGCAGCUGCUUCAUUAAGGAAAGUUCAGAGCAGCGGGGGGAGCGUGCGUCUUGUCAGCAGGGAAUGUACAUCGUCAGUCAAAGGGAAGGUGUCUGUGGGUACAGCUGCAGGACCCCCCACCCGGACGGAGAGUGCAAACGUUCCAGGAGCCGACGGGGCCCGGGCGGACGGAGGGGAGGAAGACCCGGCUCAGCAAGGUUAUCUGCAGGUGCUGGACGAGGCCGGGAACCCUCUGUGCGUGCGCUGCCAGGAGCCCUGCCCUCGCGCGCUGGAUUCCACGCCUGCCUGGGAUUCACGCUUUUGCUCGAGAAAGUGCCACGAUGACUUCCUGAUCCGCUCAAGCCAGAGUUACAUGAGGGCGAAGGUUUUCGAAACUGAGCACGGCGUGUGCCAGCAGUGCUGUUUAAAUGCACACGAGCUGUUCCUGAGUGUGCGGGACGCACCCAAGGGCCAGAGGAAAACGCUGCUGCAGAGUACCUGGAUGGCACAGCUACCGCUAGACCAGCUCAAUGAACUCAUCUGCAACCCCACUGAAGGCCACUUUUGGCAAGUGGACCACAUUAGGCCGGUGUAUGGUGGGGGAGGUCAGUGCUCGCUGGAAAAUCUGCAGACCCUGUGCACCGUCUGCCACAGAGAGAGAACAGCUCAGCAGGCAAAGGAAAGGAGCCAGAUAAAGAAACAAUCCAUGGCCUCGAAAUACGGCUCCGAUAUCACUAAAUUCUUCUCCAAGGUCUGACAUUUCACUGUGAUUCCCGCUUCCCUCUCCCCUGCACAUGUCUUAUGUGUGUCUCAGGUUUUUAUGUUCUUCUGAUUCAUGAAUACAAUAAAAAGAUUUAUCUGGGUGAGU